UGGCCAAUGACGCAUUGUCUGCUUUGAAAUUUUGCUCACUUUUCGUAACCUACAAAUUUUUCGUUUGAAAAAUUGAAAAAAAAAAUCUUAGCAGAUUUCUAUGCCCUUACUUCAAGAUUACUAUCAAACAAACUACACAAGAUGCUCCAAAUGCGAACGAUUCAUGUGCUCAUGGCAAGGAGUUGCAUACACUUUUCACUCAAUAACAGUAUUCUCGAUACCAUUUUAUAUAUUCGGUGGUUACUGUAUUUUGUUCAAAUCCACUAGUCAAAUGGGUUCAUAUCGACUGCCGUUGUUCAAUUUUCAUUUUUGGACUUGCCUAGUUGACAUUAUGAUAAAUGCUCUCGCGACGCCGUAUUUCUUUUUCCCAUCACUUGCUGGAUUUUCAGUUGGAUUUUUGAAUUUUCUAGGUGUGCCUCCUCCGAUACAGACUUGGUUAGCGUUUCAGAGUAUUAACUUAAUGACAAUGUCAAUGACAGUUCUACUUGAAAAUCGCCACAACUCAAUUCCAUUCAAUCGAUUCAAAAUCUCCGGGAAAAAUACGAAAUCGUUAUAUUAUGCAAUUCGUAUUCUACUUGGUCUAUCCUAUACUCUAUCCAUGCUUCUUUUUAUUCCAGAAGACCAAGAAGCUGCUCUUCUUCAAAUACUGCGCCAAAUUCUAUGUCCGACGAAAGAGUUUUUCACGGCUUCUGGGGUAUAUGUAGUGUGUAUUGAUGAGGGUUAUAUCAAGUUUUUGGCACUUUUCACUGUAUUGGGAACUUUAUCGGAAAUUUGCCAAAUGGCAUUUUUUGUCUUGUGCUGCUCAUAUUAUCUAUUUUUUUCAAAAAGUUCAUUCACUUCAAAGAAGACUAGAAAACUUCAAAUCGCGUUUUUUGCAAGUAUCAUUUUACAAAUUUCUAUUCCAAUUACUUUUCUGUUGCCCACUUUUUUCUACUUGGGAUUUUCAGUGGGUUUCAAAUAUUACAAUCAAGCCCUUACCAAUUUGUCAGUUCUUCAUGCAUCCCUCCAUGGUUUGAUAUCCACUUUUGUAGUUUUAAUCAUCCAUAAACCAUACCGGCAAUUUAUUAUCUUAAUCUUCAAGUCGCCAAGUGUAGUUCACAAGGAAUCGGUGACAACUAUGAGGAAAAUGAACGGGCUGACAAGCCGUGUUACCAUGAAUAAGUUAUUGAAUACGUUACGGUGAACACUUUUAAAUAAAACCUAU
Molecule: messenger RNA, 1204 nt
Organism: Caenorhabditis elegans
Lineage: Eukaryota; Metazoa; Nematoda; Chromadorea; Rhabditida; Rhabditidae
Gene: srh-82
Product: Serpentine Receptor, class H
Exons: 4
Coding region: 101-1183 (360 amino acids)
Source: RefSeq, marked reviewed